Messenger RNA from Capsicum annuum, 1624 nucleotides. RefSeq names its product probable indole-3-pyruvate monooxygenase YUCCA4. The record is from RefSeq and is a predicted model, not a curated record. Bases 150 to 1400 code for a protein of 416 amino acids. NCBI's taxonomy places the organism in Eukaryota, Viridiplantae, Streptophyta, Magnoliopsida, Solanales, Solanaceae. The transcript has 4 exons. Gene Ontology annotation, biological process: auxin biosynthetic process. Gene Ontology annotation, molecular function: N,N-dimethylaniline monooxygenase activity; NADP binding; flavin adenine dinucleotide binding.
ACAUACUCAAGAAGAAAAAGAAACAGAGCUAGCUACUAUUACACACAAGCAAAACAGAGGAACUCCCAGUGUAGACAAACUUUUACACUCUUUUCAAAAGCCUAUAGAGAUUAAAAACUUGUAUUCCCUUUUGUUGAAAACCCCUUUACAUGGGUUCUUGUAAAGAAGAAGAAAAAAAUGAUCAACAACCAAAAUGGCUUUGGGUUAAUGGACCUAUUAUAGUAGGUGCUGGUCCUUCUGGUUUAGCUGUUUCAGCUUGUCUUAAAGAAAAUGGUGUCCCUUCACUUAUUCUUGAAAGAAGUGAUUGUAUUGCUCCUUUAUGGCAACGCAAAACUUAUGAUCGCCUUAAACUCCAUCUCCCUAAACAAUUUUGCCAGCUCCCAUUGUUCAAUUUCCCUGAAAAUUUCCCUAAAUACCCUACAAAACAUCAGUUCAUUUCUUACUUAGAAUCAUAUGCAAAGCACUUUGGUAUUAUUCCAAAGUUUAAGCAGGGUGUUAAGGUUGCGGAGUAUGAUGAGGUUAGUGGGUUUUGGAAAGUGCAAACUGAAGAAGUUCAGUAUUUGUCAAAGUGGCUGAUUGUUGCAACAGGGGAAAAUGCAGAGCCAGUGAUACCGGAGAUUCAAGGGAUUGAUAAGUUUAAAGGGAAAGUAAUGCAUACAAGUGGUUAUAAGUGUGGUACUGAGUUUAAUAAUCAGAAAGUUUUGGUAAUUGGUUGUGGGAAUUCUGGUAUGGAAGUUAGUUUAGACCUUUGUAGACAUAAUGCCACUCCUCAUAUGGUUGUCAGAAAUUCAGUGCAUAUUUUACCUAGGGAAAUGUUAGGAAUAUCAACAUUUUCAAUAGCUAUGGCACUUCUCAAGUGGAUGCCAUUAAGAAUAGUUGACAAGUUCCUACUACUUGUUGCUAACUUGACCUUAGGUAGCACAGACAAAUUAGGCCUCCGGCGACCUAAAACCGGUCCCCUUGAACUGAAAAAUGCUACCGGAAAAACUCCGGUACUCGAUGUCGGAGCAUUAUCGCAGAUUAAAACUGGAAAAAUUCAGAUAAUGCCAGGUGUGAAGGAAAUAACUAAAAUAGGUGCAAAGUUUUUAGAUGGCAAAGAAGGAGAAUUUGAUUCAAUAAUCCUAGCAACAGGAUACAAAAGCAAUGUGCCUUCUUGGUUUAAGGGAAGUGACUUCUUCACAGAACAAGGGAUGCCAAAGACACCAUUUCCAAAUGGUUGGAAAGGAGAGAAUGGAUUAUACACAGUGGGAUUUACAAGAAGAGGAAUUUUAGGGACUACAAAUGAUGCAAAAAAUAUUGCCAAGGACAUUAGUGAACAAUGGAGGAAAUACAAGGGCUUCUGUAAAAACUUUUGUACUACAAGAAAUCUAGUAUCAGAUAGCCAAGGCAUUUGUUUUUAGCUUUUUAAGUUACAGAAUUAGGUAAUAGUAAAUUUUUCCAAAAGAGGUCUUAAGUUUUGGAAAAAAGUAGUUAGGUGGGGAUAGGGGUUUCAUAAAGUGUUAUUUUUAGUUCUUUAAUAUUUUUCAAGAAGAGGAGACGAGACUUCUUCCUUCUAUCUUGUCGUUUACAUUUCUCUUGUCAAUUUUGUAAAUUAAUCAAUUUUCGAAAAAGGUCUCUUUGUUGU